Bactrocera neohumeralis is the source of this 4826-nucleotide messenger RNA. RefSeq lists its product as uncharacterized. The record is from RefSeq and is a predicted model, not a curated record. The coding region runs from base 1866 to 4268 and encodes 800 amino acids. The transcript is spliced from 2 exons. NCBI's taxonomy places the organism in Eukaryota, Metazoa, Arthropoda, Insecta, Diptera, Tephritidae.
UCAAUGAAAUUCGGUAUAUUAUGUUUUCUUAACACCUUGAUGACGUGUACGAAAUAGGGGUGAAAUCGGUUCACAACCACGCCUUCUUCCAAUAUAACGCUAUUUUGAGUUCCAUCUGAUGCCUUCUCUGUAUAAUAUUUCCGUAGCAUCUAUGGUUCGAAAUUGGGCGAAAUAUAUUCACAACCACGCCUACUUCCCAUAUACCACAAUUUUGAAGUCCAUCUGAUUCGUUCACGUUAAAGUAUAUAAGUUCAACACGAGUGAAGAUAACGGACCAAAACUUUUCACAAAUACUGUAUUUCUGGUGUAGCAUAGCCCGAAUAAAAAUCACCGAGAUCAGACCAUUUUAUUGAAAAUAUCGGUAAAUAUCUCAGAUAUUCUAAACAUAUUCAUAGGAGAUGUGUUCCUUCCAACAGUGUUCGUCUGUGCCAAAAAUGGGCAAAAUCAAGCCAAUAUUUCUUCUUGCCCCCACAUACCUCUUAUUUGAUUUUCACAAUUCUAGUGGACUUUGUGCCGAAUAUAUUGGUCAAAUUUUGAAUUACCUUAAUAAAUUUGCAUGGAAAUAUGUUCAUACUUAAGUCAACGUGUUGGCCCCCAUAUACAUAUGUAAUAACACGAUUUCUGCCUUUACUUUUUACUUUACGCCGAAUAUGUAUAUUGCGUACUUCCUAAGAUAUCUUUAAAAUAUUAUAAGAAUACAUAUAUGUGACCUGGAAAACGGAAAGGGGGCUUAGGUGUCAAAAAAUUAAUUUUCACUUUUUAGUUGGUUCGGAUGGAAGAUGAGAUGCUUUUUCACGUGAUAGAAUCCAAAAAGUCAUAACUUGUUUGAAAGUUAGCUCCUUUUUCGUGGACCAGGUCACAUAUUAUACAUUAAAUUUUUUAGGCACAUGUAAAAUCCAACUAUAUUUGAAAGUCAGUAAGAAAUACUAACGUAAAUUAAUAGUAGUCUAGUAUCAAAGGCACGCAAUUAGAAAACCUGCUUUUCAGAUGGACCAAAUUAGUAUUAAUUGUUUUAAUUUGGCUUAUGCGAAAAAAUCGCGAUUUACAAAGCUCCAUAGAUAGCUUAUGGACGGUUUAGGUAUUAAGACACAGAUGUGUACAUAGACCUAAUAAUUUACAAUAUUUAGCAUAUAUAUUUAAUGGGAAUUAGUAUUUAUUCUUUAAAAUUGUUUUCAAUGUAUUUGGCUGCAAAUCCCCUUACUCAAAUGUUAUUGAAUAAUUUUUAAAACAAAAAUGGCUUACCUACCUGUGUCUAUUCAUAACAACUCAAACUUUCAACCUUGAUAUAUGGUAUACUUAAAAAUUGUUUUCACAAAUUUUCUACCUACAUAGUUUAGCCUUCACGAGCGAACUUUUGCGGAAGAUGAACUCCUUUGUUUCAGAAAGCAUUAAAAAAGCAAUUUACGUAGGAGUUUUCCGUGUAAAUACUUUCAAGGCUAUUAAGCAAAUUACUAAUUUCUAAGAGAUAUAUAUAUGUAUGUACUAUACGAGUAUAUGUAUAAUUUAUAUAUUAUUAUGCUAGAUGUUUAUACUUUCAGUUACACUAAAUAACUUGAGUAGUGAAGUCUACAUUUUUAGCUGAAGUUUUAAUUAAUUAAGUGAAAAUUUACCAUAGUGGUGUUAGCAUCAUAAAUCAUAUCAAUAUAAUAAAAUAUAGAACGAAUCUAUAUCAUCAUCCACUUGAAAAGAAGACUGAAAGAAGACCAGCAAGUUACCCUAAAAAGAGAACACAGGAGUCAUUCGGAAGAAAAAUCAGAAAGUAUUUACACACUUGUUUUAAUAGAUUAUGAUUAAAUUAUUUAUUUUUUUAAUAGAUUAAGAUUAAAUUAUUUAUUUUCUUUAGUAAGAUUGAAUUUUAAGAAAUUAUGCCUAGAUUAAAUAAAAGAUCUGUUGUACAAAGUCGACUUGAAAAUAGAAGACGUAUGCAGAUUCUUCGGGCUAACUCAUUAUAUAGAGCUAGUGAGCAAUCACAUAAUACUCAAAGCCAGGCUAAUCGCAGAUUAGAUCCAGAAGUCCGCCUGUCAGAACAAAGUACCAAUACAGUUCAACAUAGGACAAGGCGACAAAAUCAAGAGGUUCGGUCUGCUGAGCAAAGUAUAAAUACUGUUCAGCAUAGGUCUCGGCGGGAAAAUCCCGAAAUAAGGUCAGCUGAACAAAUCAUAGAUACCAAUCAGCAUAGAACCCGGCGACAAAAUCCUCAAUUUCGCUCUGAAGAGCAAAGUAGGAAUACCCGAGAACAUAGGUCCCGCCGGGAGAACCCAAAUCUUCGGUCUGCUGAGCAAAGUAUAAAUACUGUUCAGCAUAGGUCUCGGCGGGAAAACCCAGAGCUUAGGUCUGCUGAGCAAAGUAUAAAUACUGUUCAGCAUAGGUCUCGGCGGGAAAAUCCCGAAAUAAGGUUAGCUGAACAAAUCGUAGAUACCAAUCAGCAUAGAACCCGGCGACAAAAUCCUCAAUUUCGCUCUGAAGAGCAAAGUAGGAAUACCAGAGAACAUAGGUCCCGCCGGGAGAACCCAAAUCUUCGGUCUGCUGAGCAAAGUAUAAAUACUGUUCAGCAUAGGUCUCGGCGGGAAAAUCCCGAAAUAAGGUUAGCUGAACAAAUCAUAGAUACCAAUCAGCAUAGAACCCGGCGACAAAAUCCUCAAUUUCGCUCUGAAGAGCAAAGUAGGAAUACCCAAGAACAUAGAAUUCGACGCCAAAACCCUAUUAUUCGGUCAAAUGAGCAGUCUCAUAAUACCGUAGUACACCGAGAACUUAGAAGAAAUCCUAACUAUAGACAUUUAGAGCGCAUACGUGAUCAGAUACAAAGAGAACGUUCAAGAAGAAAUCCUGAAACAAGGAGAGAGGAACGUUAUAGAGAAACGCAACGACGACAGCUUAUCAGGAGGGGUGCAAGGGAACAAAUUUUAAAUCAGAGACGUCAACAACAAAAUCUGGUCCGUAUUCAUAGAGAAAACUUAACAAAUAGGCAAAUUCAAAAUGAAAGGCAGUCCCAACGAAAUAUAUUAAACAGAGAAAAUAAUGUCUCUGAUAUUUUUGCAAAUGGUGGCAUUUCAAGAGAUUUUCGAAGCAUUUAUUUUGAAAAUAUAAAGAAAGGUCCCACCGAAAUAUGUAUUUGCUGUGGGGGAUUAUGGUUUCCACAUCAAGUACGCAAGUUAAAUUUCGGAACUAUAGCUCAAGUUCACCCAGAUGCUACAUCUGUUUUCUUUUUAAAGCAAAAGUUUCCUUCUGAAGAUGGAAACUACAAUUUUUGCUUAACUUGCAAAAAUGGGAUUGCCAAAAAUAACAUACCAAAAAUAUGUUUGUUAAAUGGUCUAGACUUUCCGGAUAUACCAGAUUGUUUAAAAAAUUUAACCCCUAUUGAAGAAAGGCUAAUAAUGCCUCGAUUGCCUUUUAUGACCAUUCGUCCAUUGGGAUAUCAAGGCCAAAGUUCGAUUAAAGGUGCCGUUGUCAAUAUACCUAUUUCUGUUAAUAAUGUUGUGACAUCUCUACCGAGGACUUUUGAUCAAACUCAUGUGAUACAAAUUCACUUAAGAAGACGUAUGGAAUACAAUCAUGAUUAUAUGACUGAUACCAUACGGCCUGCGAAGGUUAUGGAAGCUUUGCGAUUCUUAGUGAAUACUCCUCUGUAUCGUGAGCAUAAUAUACACAUAAAUGAGAAUUGGAUUUCAGGCUUUAAUAACCAAGAAGAAGUUCCCUUUGUUGCAUCUGCUGAAGAUGAUAGAUUGGUUCAAUCUCUUUAUGAGGAACAGACUUCCCAUAAUAAUCACACAGACAUUCCCAUAGCACCCGUACCUGCAGAACUGAACCCAGGUAGUCAAGAGACUCUUUUAGACAAUAUUCCUAUAGAAAACAUGGAAUAUAACCGUUUAGUUAUAGCGCCAGGGGAAGGGCAAAGGCCAAUUGACAUAGUUCAAGAUAAUAAUUCGGAAGAAUUGUCAUUUGGAACAAUAUACGUUGGGCAAAAACGUACAUGCUCUGAAACAUAUAGUAAGAUAGUACGUUCCGAAAUUCGCCGCUUUGACCGCAGAGCGUGUACCAUUCCGAAGUUGUUCUACGACUAUAAAAAAUUAGAACUACUGCAAAUUAAGAAUAGUACAUCCAUUUGCCUCCGAAAGUUUUCAGGUCGUAACCGUGUUACGGCUCAAAAUGUAUUAAAUGAAAACUUUGUUCAAAACUUGAUUCAACAUGAUGACGGUUACAAAGUUUUGAAAGGUGUUAGAUCCUCUCCUGCUCACUGGGAAGCUGAGAAAAAAAAGCAAUUGCAAUGAUUCGCCAAUUUGGGCUUCCAACCUUUUUCAUAACUCUAUCGGCUGCUGAAUCUCAGUGGGUUGAGCUGUUGGUUAUUCUGUCGAAAACUGUUGAUUCAAAAGAUAUUUCACAAGAAGAAGCCAACAUUUUAUCAACCCAAGAUAGAUAUCGCUUAAUCCGCUCAGAUGCGGUUACUUGUGCUAGAUAUUUUGAUUACCGCUACCGGCAAAUCCUUAAACUUUUUAAAGAUAAUACCGGCAUUUUUGGAACACAUUUUGUAAAAAACUAUUACUGGAGAGUAGAGUUUCAACAGAGAGGUUCCCCGCAUAUACAUGGCAUGUAUUGGCUUAAUAAUGCUCCCAAGAUCAACCUUCAAAGUCCUGAGACAUUCUCCGAAGUCAUUGAUUUCAUUGACACUUAUGUUUCAACAGAUAGUUCAGUAAGCCACUUGGAACAUUAUUUAGAUUAUCAAAAGCAUAAUCACAGUCGGUCGUGUACUAGAGAAAUAAGAGGACAACAAUUUUGUCGUUUUGGUAUACCAUAUCCACCAAUGCCUUGCACACAAAUAUUGCUUCCUU